Messenger RNA from Salvia splendens (bonfire salvia), 1053 nucleotides. RefSeq lists its product as uncharacterized. The record is from RefSeq and is a predicted model, not a curated record. The coding region runs from base 262 to 876 and encodes 204 amino acids. Lineage: Eukaryota; Viridiplantae; Streptophyta; Magnoliopsida; Lamiales; Lamiaceae. The transcript is spliced from 5 exons.
UUUAGUUAAUAAUUUAAUGUGUUACUUCUGUUUUUCCUUUUGUGGUGUGGAAUCUUACUUUUGCUUCUCUAUUAAGCAAGCAACAAUAGUGUGUGGCAACAGAAAGUUUUGGCUUGUCUCUUUCUUUUGCAUCAUGCCUUGCUAGGUUGAAGGAUAGUUUGUUUUAGUAAUACAUGGAAGUCUCUCUAUUAUUUUUCAUUAUCUAUCCAUGAGAGGGCAUUUGUGAAUGGGAUCGAGUGUGAUUAGAAAACUUUAGCAAUUAUGUAUGAUGGGUGCUUGCUUGUAGAGAUGAAAACUUGUGCAGAAGGGCCUCUUCUUUCUCUCUUGUGGUGUUAUAGAAAUUACUUUGAAGCAUUCUUGGGACUGAUUAUGGAAAAGUUGAAUAAGUACAGAGAAUUUUUCCUUAGCAGAGGUUUUCUUGGAUGCUGUACCAAGCCACCGCUUGUAAUUUCUGUGGAUGAGCCAUCUAAGGGGCUCAAGAUUCAAGGCCAGCGCGUGAAGAAACAUAGUUUAACAGAGGACUUUUGGAGCCCCAGUUCGCUUGAUAUGGAUAAUAGUGCCUUUCCAUCUUAUAGAAGUGUCUCGUCAAUCAGCACUUCAAACCAAACACUUGAUACUAAUAGUAGCACCGGCGGCACAAGCAGCUCCUCCGAAUUCGUAAAUCAUGGGCUUCUUCUGUGGAACCAAACAAGACAGCAGUGGGUAGGAAACAAAGGACCCCAGGAACCAGGACAAGCGCAAGAGCCUAAAUUGAGUUUCAACGCCACGUAUGAGAGUUUGCUGGGGACCAACAAGCCAUUCCCCCAACCCAUCCCAUUGCCGGAAAUGGUUGAUUUCCUAGUUGACGUUUGGGAGCAAGAAGGGCUUUAUGAUUGAUGACUAGUGCCAAUUGAGAUGUAUAUAAAUAUGUGUGUGUGUGUGUGUGUUAUCCAAAGCUAUAAAACAUAGUACUAAGUUGUUUCCUCUUUGGUCUAUAAAGCUCCCAACUUUGACAUAAGUUGUAAUUAGCUUGUUUUCUUUUCCCAUGUUAUUCAUAUUCACUUUAAAACACCA